Arabidopsis arenosa is the source of this 1044-nucleotide messenger RNA. NCBI's taxonomy places the organism in Eukaryota, Viridiplantae, Streptophyta, Magnoliopsida, Brassicales, Brassicaceae. The record is from the annotation of a GenBank genome assembly.
CUUCUUCUUCUUCACCGUGUUCUUCUCUCCAUGGCGGUUUCUCAGCGUCUCUUCAGGCCGGCGAAGACGACGGUGAAGAAUACUUUUUCUUCUUUCUUAAUUAGGUCUAUUUCUUCUUCUUCCUCUUCUUCGUCUGGGACCUCGCUAGACCCCAAAAUCGAUCUGGAGGAGGCUGCGGCUCAGCUCGAGAAGUCUUCGUCUACGUCUCCGUCUCCGUCUCCAUACAAAGGCAGAAAUUUCCACUGGGUGUUUCUUGGAUGUCCAGGUGUUGGUAAAGGAACCUAUGCUUCUCGUCUCUCUUCUCUCCUCGGCGUUCCUCAUAUUGCCACUGGUGAUCUCGUUCGUGAAGAGCUCUCCUCCUCUGGCCUCCUCUCCUCUCAGCUGAAGGAGCUUGUUAACCAUGGGAAAUUGGUUCCUGAUGAAUUCAUAAUAAGUUUAUUAUCAAAGCGUCUCCAAGCUGGCAAAGAGAAGGGUGAAUCUGGAUACAUUCUUGAUGGUUUUCCACGAACCGUGACACAAGCUGAAAUACUGGAGGGAGUAACUAAUAUCGAUCUGGUGAUCAAUUUGAAGCUUCGAGAAGAGGCGUUACUUGCGAAAUGUUUAGGAAGAAGAAUUUGCAGCGAGUGUGGUGCAAACUAUAACGUUGCCUGCAUUGAUAUCAAAGGUGAUGAUGAUAGUCCCAGAAUGUAUAUGCCUCCGCUUCUUCCUCCGCCAGACUGUGAAUCGAAGCUUAUAAGCCGAGCUGAUGACACCGAAGAAGUUGUCAAGGAAAGACUCCGGAUUUACAACAAAAUGACUCAACCAGUGGAGGAAUUCUACAAGAAGCGCGGGAAGCUAUUGGAAUUUGAAUUACCCGGUGGAAUUCCAGAGUCAUGGCCAAGGCUCCUUAGAGCAUUACACCUUGAAAACGAUAAACAGUCUGCAAUAGCAUAAUCUCUCUCUGCAUUGUAUGAUUGAAUCAAACAACUUGUACUACAUUCUUUGCUCGAGUAAUCCUCCUCGUGCAUAUAUGCUUAAGAUAGUCAAUAAAAGAGAUACAUGUCC